Danio aesculapii is the source of this 2585-nucleotide messenger RNA. RefSeq names its product cathepsin A-like. Lineage: Eukaryota; Metazoa; Chordata; Actinopteri; Cypriniformes; Danionidae. The transcript is spliced from 11 exons. Bases 126 to 1499 code for a protein of 457 amino acids. The record is from RefSeq and is a predicted model, not a curated record. Gene Ontology annotation, biological process: proteolysis. Gene Ontology annotation, molecular function: serine-type carboxypeptidase activity.
UUAAUGUUUGUCAGCAUCAUCUGACAACAGUAAAAGUCAUAUGACCAUCAAGGAAGAGAAACUCAAACUUCGCAGUAGUGUCUCCAGACUCUUAUAUCCAUGUUCAUGUCCAGCAGACUGUGAAAAUGUUUUCUCUCCGUGUCUUCUGCACUUUUGUGUUCUUGUUUCUGCAUGCGGCGAGCGGCAUGUAUGAUCCAGAUGAGGUGCUGGAUCUACCGGGCAUGUCUUUUAAACCCAGUUACAGACAGUGGUCUGGCUAUCUGAAGGCCAGUUCUGGAAAGUUUUUGCAUUACUGGUUUGUGACGUCUCAGAGGGACCCAGUUAAGGAUCCAGUGGUGUUGUGGCUGAACGGAGGGCCAGGCUGCAGCUCUUUAGACGGGUUUCUGUCAGAAAAUGGACCUUUUCAUGUCAGAGAUAAUGGAGCCACUCUUUACGAGAAUGAAUUUAGCUGGAAUAAAAUUGCCAAUGUUUUGUAUAUUGAGUCACCUGUUGGAGUGGGUUAUUCCUACUCCGAUGACCAAAAAUAUCAAACCAAUGAUAAUGAGGUGGCAGAUAACAAUUACCUGGCUUUGCAAAGCUUUUUUGCCAAGUUUCCCAAUUUCACCCAGAAUGAGUUCUUUAUUUUUGGUGAGAGUUAUGGAGGCAUCUAUGCACCCACACUCAGUCUGAGAGUGGCCACUGGAGGUCAGCUCAAAGUCAACUUUAAGGGCUUUGCUGUGGGAAAUGGCAUCAGUAGCUUUGCACUAAAUGACCAGUCACUAAUAUACUUUGGUAACUACCAUGGGCUGUUUGGAGAACAGCUCUGGAAGGAUCUAAAUGACAACUGCUGUGAAAAUGGAGUCUGCAACUUCUACAACAAUUCCAAAGAGUCCUGCUCUGAUGUGGUAUCACAUGCAUUUAAUAUAAUCUAUAACUCUGGGCUGAAUAUGUAUGCGCUGUACCUUGACUGUGCUGGGGGAGUCCAAUCUCAGAGAGCAAUGAUGCACCUUUUCAGAAACUUCAGGAAGCAUUGGGUGACCAAUCAGAUAGCAGACAGUACCCCAAGUGUUCAAGGAGUGCCUCCGUGCAUCAACAGUACUGCUCAACUGAACUGGCUUAACCGAGGGGAUGUGAGGAAAGCGCUGCACAUUCCUGAUGUACUUCCAGCAUGGGACAUCUGCAGUGAUGUUGUGGGAAACCAAUAUCACACCAUUUACGAAACCAUGAAGGACAUUUAUUUGAAGCUGCUGGCUGUCGGUCUGAGAGCUUUGGUCUAUAAUGGAGACACAGAUAUGGCUUGUAACUUUCUUGGAGAUCAGUGGUUCGUGGAGCAGCUUGGUCAGAAGGCAAGCACACAAUACCAGCCCUGGAUUUAUGAUAAGCAGAUUGCUGGAUUCUACCAGCAGUUUGGUAACAUCACUUUCAUCACAGUCAAGGGUGCAGGUCACAUGGUUCCUCAGUGGGCUCCGGGUCCAUCCCUCCAGAUGCUCCAGAGAUUCCUGUCCAACAAGCCUUACUGAACUUCCUGCAGAUCAUUUCCUGUUGCACCUAAUCGGAUUUUAAGAAGUAAUGCAGGAUAGAUUUUAAGAUUUUUUAAGAAAAACUUUGACAUGAAUGAAGCUGUACGACACAUUACUCAGGGACUGUUGGGUGUAUCUUUGUUUACAUUUUUUGGUUAACUGUUUUUUACUGCAUUGUAUUUGGACACUAGGGAUGGCUUUCAUAUUCAUGUUGAUCAAAGCACAUUUUGUUCUUAAAAUGUUUCAUUCAUUCAUUUUCCUUUUGCUUAGUCCCUUUAUUCAUCAGGGGUUGCCACAGUGGAAUGAACCACCAACUUAUCCAGCAUAUGUUUUACACAGCAGAUGCCCUUCCAGCUGCAACCCAGUACUGGAAAACAUCUAUUCAUUCACACGCACAUACACUACGGCCAAUUUAGUUUAUUUAAUUCACCUAUAGAGUAUGUGUUUGGACUGUGGGGGAAACCGGAGCACCCAGAGGAAACCUACGCCAACACAUAGAGGUAAAGUUGGUUUUAUAUUUGGAUAUUCAGACAUUCUCCUUAAUAUUAUAAUUUUAAAAAAGUAUUGUUUGCAAAUUCUAAAUAGUUAAAUCAUAUUAGCAGCCGACUAUCAAUGUACAACAUUGUUCACAGUCAAUUAGAUAGUGCUAAUGUUGUUUUGAAGUCAUACUUGCAUGCUAAUUUAAACAGAAUAUUCAAAGUAGCAUGGUAAACAAUAAAGAGACAGCUAAAUAACGAAUGUGCGAAUAUUAAACCAACUUUACAUCAUGGGGAGAACAUACAAACUCCACACAGAAAUGCCAACUCACCCAGCCGAGACUUGAACCAGCGACCUUCUUGCUGUGAGGCAACAGUGCUAACCACCAAACCACCGUACCACCCUAAAAUUUUUCAGACAUGCAGUUUUAAGAAGUCAAAUAAAUCAAAUCAUGGAUAAUUAUAAGGCAGUUUUAAUGUGUAUCAUUUAUUCUUUAUUGCCCUCGCAAAUGUUUUUAGAUCGCUGGACAAUGCUUUGAGAUCUCUUAAAUUAAUAAGUAGUAAAAUGCUCUUUUGUAUGUUGUCAAAUAAAGUACUGAGGAGAAAUUGA